UAUAUACGUACAAGAUGCCUAAGAAGCCGAUUAAACAAGGGUAUAAAAUCUAUGGAAUUGCGGAUCACGGAUAUAUAUAUAAUUGGGCUUGGAGCUCAAGGGAGAAGGGAUUACAAAGGAUGGUUCUCUACCCUACUCUCACGAAUACCGGUUCUCUCGUACGAAACCUAGCGCUUUCCCUCCCACACCGCUACUUGACGAUAUAUCUCGAUAAUUACUUUACCUCUGUGCCCUUAUUUUCAGAGCUACGAGCCUGUAAAUUCGGUACCGUAGGUACUACCCGCCCGUAUAAGCUAUUUCCUUCUGAUUUAUCGGCAAUCAAAAAUCGAUUCGCAAAAAAGCUAGAAUGGAAUACACUUCUUACUAUAGUAGUUCAGGACACACUUUGUCUAACUUGGCAGGAUAAUAGUAUUGUUCUAGCAUUGAGCAAUAUUCAUACUGUGGAUAAGGCAGAGGACUUUCGUACGAAGGAAAGGAGGCGUCCUGCAAAGACGUCUACAAAUGGGCGAAUCGUACGGGACGUUUUUGGUAACUUACUAAUAAAGGAGCUUCUGAUUCCUUGCUUUAUUAAUAAUUACAAUCAGAAUAUAGGAGGUAUAGACCUUGCAAAUUAA
Molecule: messenger RNA, 614 nt
Organism: Hyaloscypha bicolor E
Lineage: Eukaryota; Fungi; Ascomycota; Leotiomycetes; Helotiales; Hyaloscyphaceae
Exons: 1
Coding region: 15-614 (199 amino acids)
Source: RefSeq, a predicted model, not a curated record